AUGAGCGCCGAGGCGUACGUGAAUGGCCUCCUCCGCGACGCCUGCGCCAACGUCGUCGGUCGCCUCUCGGACGACCGUCAGUCGAUUCCCGAGCCGCCGGACGAGAAUGACGCGAAGACUAAUGACUCGGGCGUUGGUUUGUCCACGUGUGCUCACGACAUGGCGACCACGAUGACGUCCGAAGCACUCGAGCUGCUCAGCCUCGGUGUAUCUAUCGCAGAGACGCUGGAGCCUCCAGCGGAAGACGACGCGUCGCCCGUGGCGUGCGACAGCGCUUUGGUUGACGAGCCGUGUGGCGAAAUCGUUGUCGAGCCGCCACCAACGACGGCCACAGACUUGAACCACACUCGACCAACUUUGGAAUCCAAGCCAUCGUCGCCCGAGGACGCUGCAAUCGACAAUCUCGUCGACCAAGCACCGUCACCAGUCCAAGCACCGUCACCAGCCCAAGCCCCCAAAUCCCAUCACAAGGCCGUGCCCCCCUCGACGAUCAAGCCUGCCCCAACGCGGUCGAUACAGCGACCGAUGCCACCGGCCAAAGCGCUCAAGCAGCUCACGCCACCACCGUCUUUUGCAUCGCUGGACAUUUACCCCCAAGUGCUCACCGACGUCGCGAUCUUUCCCGCGAGCCCGCGCAGUGACAACCAGCCCGACACCAAGCCGCCGCUCUCGAUGCCCAAGGCAAAGAAGCUCGACCCGAUCGUCUUUCGUGGCGGCAAGUACCAGGCGUAUGAUGCCACGAGCCGCAGCGACGCGUCUCCUCGGGCUCGGCGCCUCCAGGCCGACGCCCCGAGGGCCAUCGUUGCUAGUAAGACCGUCCAGCACGUCGUGUCGGGGUUCUGCCGGCAGUGCCUUCUCUACGGCGACAUGCGCAAGCUCGCAGAGUGCAGUCAACACAACUACUUUCCGCCAAGUCAGAAACGACACUAGUG
Molecule: messenger RNA, 932 nt
Organism: Saprolegnia parasitica CBS 223.65
Lineage: Eukaryota; Oomycota; Saprolegniomycetes; Saprolegniales; Saprolegniaceae
Exons: 3
Coding region: 1-930 (309 amino acids)
Source: RefSeq, a predicted model, not a curated record